AUACAGCUAAGGAAUAGAGGCAACAUGUUCUACACACAUGUGCUUAUGAGUAAGCGAGGGCCAUUGGCCAAAAUCUGGCUUGCUGCUCACUGGGAGAAGAAACUCACAAAGGCUCAUGUAUUUGAAUGUAAUCUAGAGAUAACCAUUGAAAAAAUUCUUUCACCUAAGGUGAAAAUUGCACUUCGAACUUCAGGACACCUUCUUUUGGGAGUUGUGCGAAUCUAUAAUAGGAAGGCAAAAUAUCUUUUGGCAGAUUGCAGUGAAGCAUUGCUUAAAAUGAAGAUGACAUUUCGCCCAGGACUGGUGGACCUUCCAAAAGAGAAUUUUGAAGCUGCUUACAAUGCUAUUACACUGCCAGAAGAAUUUCAUGAUUUUGACACCCAGAAUGUGAAUGCUAUUGAUGUUUCAGAACACUUUGCUCAGAACCAAAGCAGACCAGAGGAAAUCACACUUAGAGAAGAUUAUGGUAAUGACCUACUUUUCCAAGCUGGAAGCUUUGGGGAAGAACCUGAAAUUCUCAGAAGACAUAGCUUCUUUGAUGACAACAUAUUGCUGAAUUCCAGUGGUCCUCUAGUUGAACAUAGUUCUGGAAGCCUUGCUGGAGAAAAGUCUCUGUUCUAUGACAGUGGAGAUGGAUUUGGAGAUGAAGGGGCUGCAGGAGAGAUGAUUGACAAUCUACUGCAAGAUGAUCAGAAUAUCCUGUUAGAAGACAUGCAUUUGAGCAGAGAAAUUUCUCUGCCUCCUGAGCCUCCUGAUACUAUAGUGGUGGAACCAGAUAAUCCAGAGUAUAUAUGUCUACCUGAAAAUGGAAAAAUGGAUGACACAUUAUCAAAUGAAGAACAAGGAUUUACCCUUGACCCAAUUGAUGCUUCAGACUUUGCUGAGAAGAGAAAAGGCAAAAAGAGGAAAUUGCUCAUAGAUCCAAUCAAGGAGAUCAGUAGCAAAAUUAUGCAUAAACAGCUUACUUCCUUUACGGACACACUCAUGGUUUUGGAACUUGCACCUCCUACCCAAAGAUUGAUGAUGUGGAAGAAGAAGGGAGGAGUGGACACACUUCUGUCAACUGCUGCCCAGGAUUUGACUCAUGCUGAACUGAAAAUGUUGUUUACAAAAUGCUUUCUGUCCUCUGGCUUUAAACUUGGAAGAAAAUUGAUACGGAAGGAAACAGUAAGGGAAGAAGUGGAAAGCAAAAACAUAAUAGAGACCUCUGUGAUGGAAGAACUAAAUUCUCAGCGAGACUUAAAUCAAUCCAAAAUGUGGAAGGAUGUGAUUGAUGGAUCUAACUGUAGCUCUCAUGAGGAUAUCAAUAAAAAUACUAGUUCCGAGCAGGAUAUUGUUGAAAUGGUAUCUUUAGCUGCUGAGGAAUCCUCUUUAAUGAAUGCCAUCUUAGCACAAGAAAAUGAGACUCGUACAGUGGAGUUGGAGUCAUCGGAGAAUGAACAUAAUACUGAGACAGAGAGAUGGAAUCGAAGAAUUCUUCGGAUCUUACAUAGUUUGAGGGAAUCCAACAAGAUGGGAAUGCAGUACUUUAGUCUGAUGAAACUCUGCAGAAAUAGUGACCGAAAACAGGCUGCUGCCAAAUUUUAUAGCUUUCUUGUCCUAAAAAAACAGCAGGCGAUUGAGCUGAGCCAGAGUACUCCCUAUGCAGAUAUUAUAGCUACAGUGGGACCAAUGUUCCAUAAAAUGUGAAGGAAAUCCAGAACAGGCAGAUUUAUGUAAUCAUUGGAUUUUCUGUGUAGACCAUUCAGUUUAAUGCAGAAGCUGUGUGGAAGUAGCUUAAAGUCUGAUCCAUUUCAUAUACAGGCUAACUCUUAUUUCCC
Messenger RNA from Lontra canadensis (Northern American river otter), 1820 nucleotides. It is a transcript of the gene RAD21L1, whose product is annotated as RAD21 cohesin complex component like 1. The record is from RefSeq and is a predicted model, not a curated record. Gene Ontology annotation, biological process: synaptonemal complex assembly; replication-born double-strand break repair via sister chromatid exchange; mitotic sister chromatid cohesion. Gene Ontology annotation, cellular component: synaptonemal complex; cohesin complex. The transcript has 13 exons. Gene Ontology annotation, molecular function: chromatin binding; protein binding. Lineage: Eukaryota; Metazoa; Chordata; Mammalia; Carnivora; Mustelidae. The coding region runs from base 25 to 1689 and encodes 554 amino acids.